AUGGUUUUCCUCGAAACAUUCACAAGCCCUCAAAGCUUUGGUACCAUCGCCUGGAUCCUGAUCUCUUUAGCAGCCACUAUCUUCGUCCGUUUUUGGUCCGACAAUUAUUUACGCGUCCACAAGCUCAAACGACAGCGCAUUGACGUGCCUAUUCUCAAUCUCAAGGGAAAUGACUAUGAUGCCGCGCUCAAGGCAUACGUUGCAGACGCCAAAGGCUUGCUCCAACGUGGAUACAAGGAGUUCAAACACGGCAUAUAUCAGAUCUGGAGCCUCCACGGGUUUACCACUGUCGUCUCGCCAGAUUUCCUGGAGGAAUUAAGCUCUCUUCCGCCUGGAACUAUAGAUUUCUAUGAAGGAACACGAAAGCGUAUGGUGGGUGACUACGAAUGGGUCAAGCUAGGAGACCCGUUGGAAGCGCACACAAUUCUGAAAGACCUAACCCAGAAUUUUGGAAGCUUGCUAUCAGAGGUUGCAGAUGAGAUUGACUAUGCUCUCAGCACCGAACUCCCCGAAUGCAAAGACUGGACUCCCGUUACCAUCCAGCCAAGAAUAUUGCGCAUCGUCUCCCUCAUGACCGGACGGAUAUUCGUGGGCACGGAGCUGAACCGCAACGAAGAAUGGCUACACAUCUCCAGCAACUUCAUGAUGGAUAUCUAUAUUGCAGGCAAUGCCCUGUAUAAGUACAGCCACUUCAUGCGUCCAUUUGCUGCCAGGUUUCUGGUGCCAGAGAUUCGCAAGGUGUGGAGGCAUCAAGCCACAGCGAAGCGCCUGCUCGUUCCGAUUAUGGAGCAGCGUCAAAGGGAUGCAGCAUCAAACCCCCACUUUAAGAAACCAAAUGACAUGAUUCAGUGGCUUAUGGAUAACAACGCGAAAGAGAAGCACCCUCGCAGUUUUGCGGAGCUGGCAAAAUUGCAUUUACUUGUCUGUUUCUCGGCAUUGCAUACGUCUACUCUCGCUAUGACGCACUUUCUAUAUGAUCUCGCCGCACGACCACAGUAUGUUGAGCCUCUAAGGAAAGAGCAAUAUGCCAUACAUAAGACCUCUAACGGUAUCCCAUCUAAACUCGACUAUAACAAGAUGAUCAAGAUGGAUAGCUUUAUGAAGGAGUCACAGCGGCUGAACCCCCCAAGUUUGAUGACAUACAGUCGGCUAGUAUUGAAGGAGUUCACACUCAGCAAUGGAGUAAAGUUCACUCCUGGAACUUACAUCCUCGCCCCUGCAGCUCUUGUAUCCUUGGAUGAUGACAUCUGGGAGUCGGCCAACGAGUUUCGUGGCUUCCGUUUCGCUGAUUUGCGAUCCAGAAGCAAGGAUGAUAUGCACAAAUUCCAAUUCGCAACAAUUACUCCAAAGGCCUUGCACUUUGGUCACGGUCGCCAAGGUUGUCCAGGCAGAUUCUUCGCCAGUUAUGAGCUGAAGGCUAUUUUCUCUCAUAUCAUUGAGACUUUUGAUGUUAAAUUACUCGAUGAAAAAGCCGGAAGGCCGGCAAACAAAAUCUUUGGUGCAGCUAUAACUCCAGACGAGUCCGCGCAACUGUUGCUCCGUAGGAGAACGGCUGUGAGGGAAUGA
Penicillium soppii is the source of this 1566-nucleotide messenger RNA. Its product is annotated as cytochrome P450. Gene Ontology annotation, molecular function: monooxygenase activity; iron ion binding; heme binding. The coding region runs from base 1 to 1566 and encodes 521 amino acids. The record is from RefSeq and is a predicted model, not a curated record. The transcript has 5 exons. Lineage: Eukaryota; Fungi; Ascomycota; Eurotiomycetes; Eurotiales; Aspergillaceae.